AAUACUUAAGCUCCAAUAUUAAUGUAGAAAAGAAGGAUAAGUUUUUAUCGCCUUUCAUUGCCAUCCGGAGUGCAGCUUCUAUGCAAUUCGGUUGCAACGGUACAGCGUGUAAUUGCGCAUUUCAACAGACGUCCAACGACAGCCAUGUGUAUGAGUGUCUCUCGAGUUCACCCGAAUGCGAUUCCAAUCUCGAGCUGCGUCAUGGUCAUAGAUACGGUAACGGAUUUCGCGGCGCCUGCAAGAGGAAGUCUGAUAGUAGCGCGAUGAGUGAAGAGCCCAAAGUUCAUCAUCAUCAACCAUUCGUGAGAUCGACUUCGUUGCCAUAUUGUGGCAGCGAGACCGAAAGCGAGCUUUACGCUCCGUAUACCUUUUAUACUGGCGACGAGGGCGCGGAAGAGGAUCAGGAUUGGAAGGAUGACGAGCCACGGAUGGGUCGCUUAAGGCAACGCAGAAGACGUACCAUCUUUCAUCGGAGCCUCGAAGAUAAUUACGGCGCAGUGAUCGUAGCGAAUCAUGAAGCACUUGCUCAAUUUCUUGAACAAGUGUGUAUCAGGUUAUCACUGUUAUUGUUAUAUCAACUAACUUGA
Cataglyphis hispanica is the source of this 587-nucleotide messenger RNA. RefSeq lists its product as uncharacterized. Bases 81 to 587 code for a protein of 168 amino acids. The record is from RefSeq and is a predicted model, not a curated record. The transcript is spliced from 2 exons. Lineage: Eukaryota; Metazoa; Arthropoda; Insecta; Hymenoptera; Formicidae.